Molecule: messenger RNA, 2668 nt
Organism: Astyanax mexicanus (Mexican tetra)
Lineage: Eukaryota; Metazoa; Chordata; Actinopteri; Characiformes; Acestrorhamphidae
Gene: scinla
Product: scinderin like a
Exons: 17
Coding region: 182-2341 (719 amino acids)
Biological process (GO): actin polymerization or depolymerization; barbed-end actin filament capping; actin filament severing
Cellular component (GO): actin cytoskeleton; cytoplasm
Molecular function (GO): phosphatidylinositol-4,5-bisphosphate binding; actin filament binding
Source: RefSeq, a predicted model, not a curated record
UCACAUCCUAUAAAACAGACCUGGGCGGACUGAGAUCUCUGCAGAACCUGGACUACCCAUUCAGCCCAGCCCAGCCCAGCCAAGCCCAGCUCAGCUUAACCCAGCCUAGCAGCAGCCAGAGCCUCACCGCUGAGUGGAGAUCCACCCUGAGAAGCUUCUUUCAGCCCAGACACACAGAACCAUGGUGUUCCACAAGGAGUUCCAGACAGCGGGGAAGGAGCCUGGUCUGCAGGUGUGGAGAGUGGAGAAGAUGGACCUGAAGCCCGUUCCUAAACAGCUGUAUGGAAACUUCUACACCGGUGAUGCCUACAUCCUGCUCUACACCACUGCUGCCCCAUCCUACUCCAUCCACAUGUGGCUGGGGAAUGAGUGUUCUCAGGAUGAGAGCGGAGCUGCUGCUAUCUUUGCCACGCAGCUGGAUGACUUCCUGGGCGGUGGGCCAGUCCAGUUCCGCGAGGUCCAAAACAACGAGUCCCUCGCCUUCCUCGGCUACUUCAAAUCUGGCAUCAAGUAUAAGCAAGGUGGAGUAGCGUCUGGCUUCCAGCACGUGGUCACCAACGAUAUGAACGUGAAGCGUUUACUCCAUGUUAAGGGCCGCAGGGCAAUCCGGGCUACAGAAGUGCCACUGACAUGGGCCAGCUUUAACCGCGGAGACUGCUUCAUUAUCGACCUGGGCAAGGAUAUCUAUCAGUGGUGUGGCAGUGAGUGUAACCGGUUUGAGCGUCUGAAGGCGUCCCAGGUGGCCAUCGACAUCCGUGAUAAUGAGCGUAAUGGACGGGCCAGGCUACAGAUGGUGGAAGAUGGCUCUGAGCCACAGGCCAUCACUGAUGUUCUUGGGCCGAGACCUAACAUUCCUGCCGGACGUCCCGAUGACGAGGCUGUGGACAAGGCUAAUCGAAAGGGUAGUCUGUACAUGGUUUCUGAUGCUGCAGGCUCCAUGAGGGCAUCCCUGGUGGCUCAGAGCAGCCCCUUCAAGCAGGAGAUGCUCUCCCCCAGUGAGUGCUACAUCCUCGACAACGGCAUCGACAGCAAAAUCUUUGUGUGGAAAGGCCCAACUGCCAACGCAGCAGAACGCAAGGCAGCCAUGAAAGCAGCAGAGCAGUUUAUCAGAGAGAAGAACUAUCCCAAAAACACCCAGAUCCAGGUAAUGCCGGCUGGAGGAGAGACCACUCUGUUUAAGCAGUUCUUCAGUAACUGGAAGGAUAAGGAGCAGACCACCGGCCCAGGAAAAGCUUACAGCAUCGGCCGGAUCGCUCAGGUGCCGCAAAUCCCCUUUAAUGCCGCCAGCCUCCACUCCAACAAAGCCAUGGCUGCACAGCACGGCAUGGUGGAUGACGGAUCCGGUAAAGUUCAGGUGUGGCGUGUUGAGGGUGGGGAUAAGGUCCUUGUGGACUCCUCCACCCUUGGGCAGUUCUAUGGAGGAGACUGUUACCUGAUCCUCUAUAGCUACCACCAGGGAGGCAGAGAGCAGCACAUCAUCUACACCUGGCAGGGCCGGAAGUGCACCCAGGACGAGCUGGCUGCCUCAGCCUUUCUAACAGUUAAACUGGACGACUCCAUGGGAGGAUCUCCUGUCCAGGUGCGGGUCAGUCAAGGUCAGGAGCCGCCUCAUUUGAUGAGCCUCUUUAAGGGCAAGCCAAUGAUGAUCUUCUUGGGCGGAACUUCAAGGAAAGGUGGCCAGAGCAGGACGGGCAGCACACGUCUGUUCCACAUUCGCCAGAGCUCCACCCGUGCUACACGUGCUGUGGAGGUGGAUCCCACUGCUGCCAAUCUGAACACCAACGACGUGUUUGUGCUGAAGAGCCCUGACUCCAUGUUCCUGUGGAGAGGACAUGGUGCGACUGAGGAGGAGCUGGCUGCUGCCAAAUUCGUCUGCACCUUCCUGGGAGGCAGUGCCAGUGAGGUGAUCGAGGGCAAGGAGCCAGCUGCAUUCUGGUCCGCUCUUGGUGGAAAGAAGGAGUAUCAGACAUCCAGUAGCCUGCAGAAGACCGUGAAACCUCCUCGCCUGUUCGGCUGCUCCAACAAGACCGGGCGCCUCAUAGUGGAGGAGGUUCCAGGAGACUUCUCUCAGGCUGAUUUGGCCACUGAUGAUGUCAUGCUUCUGGAUACCUGGAGCCAGAUUUUCCUCUGGAUUGGAAAUGAGGCCAAUGAGGUGGAGAAGAGUGGAUCUGCUAAAAUAGCCAAAGACUAUGUGGACUCUGACCCGGCCGGCCGGCGUGGCACCCCCAUCACCACCAUCAAGCAGGGCUUCGAGCCACCCACCUUCACCGGCUGGUUCCAGGCCUGGGACUCCAAAAUGUGGGACACAGAUCCUCUGGAACGCAUCCGUGCUGGAUUCUAAACACACAAGAACAAACCUGCCCCCCCUACCCCUACCCCUACACACACACAACCCCCCCCACCCCACACACACACCUUCCUCUUGCAUGGCUUCCAGAAUACACCCAAGUGCUCCUUUCUUCCAAAGGCUGCCAAGAGCCUGGUACUGCCUGAGAGGGCAUAUAGAUGCACAGUAUAUAACAAUACUGGGCGUUAACCACUGUAUGCACUGUAUGUUUUGAUACCAGUAACAUUUUUUGGAAGAAGUAUAUUUGCUUUGCCUUACUUUUUAUAUACACUAGCUUUUAUACACAGUACAUCAGUACAUGUACCUACAUUUUUAAACUGG